UUCUUAAUUAAUCUCUUUCCCACAAAUCUUUACCUUCAAAUUCAAUUUUUCAGAUUCCGAGAGGGAAAGCCACAGAUUUCUCAUCCAAACGCCAUGAAGAAAUCAGCGCUCGUAGCUGCGUCCGUCACCGCCGCUUCCGCCACCGCCAUCUCCGCAUCCUCCUCUUCAUCUUCCUCGUCCAAAUUUCACUUUCCUCGGGAGGAUGAUUACAACCGGAAAACCGGUGAAAACUCGUCGUCGGACGGAUCAUCGUCUACAGAGAAAUUUGCGCCGAGAUUCGAUGGAUUGAGAUUCAUCGAGACAUUGAUCACUGCUCAUAGAUAAGAAUUGCGUCAUUUUUCUCCCAAAUUUUAUCUUAUAACUAUUUUCAGUGCGCCAAACGUGUUACCAGAAAAAAGAAAAAUGAAAAGCUUCUUUACUGUGGAGACUCUGUUAGGCGUGAUUGCGUUACUAGGCUAAAUUUUUAAGUCUGUAACUGGUGAAAUCUUGUGUAUAAUUUAAAAUUAUAUGAUAGUGACUAUUAAUACAGUAUUUUGUA
Messenger RNA from Andrographis paniculata, 538 nucleotides. RefSeq lists its product as uncharacterized. The transcript is spliced from 2 exons. The record is from RefSeq and is a predicted model, not a curated record. Lineage: Eukaryota; Viridiplantae; Streptophyta; Magnoliopsida; Lamiales; Acanthaceae. The coding region runs from base 94 to 324 and encodes 76 amino acids.